AUGAGGUUUGAGGAGGUCCUGGAGGAGGUCGGGGGGUUCUCCAGGUUUCAGUUCCUGGUGCUGCACCUGCUCUGCUUCCCCCGGGUGAUCCUGCCCUUCCACUUCCUGCUGCACAACUUCAUCUCCGGGGUGCCCCCCCACCGCUGCGCCCUCCCCCACCUGGAGGACGGGGGCGCCUUCGCCGACGCCGAGACCCUCUCUCUCAACAUUCCCCAGGACCCUGACGGUUCCCUGAGCUCCUGCAGGUCCUUUGCCUCCCCGCGCCUGCACCCUCCUUCCGGAAACCUCUCCAAUGUCUCUGACACGGUGCCCUGCCAGCACGGCUGGGUGUACAACCGCUCCCAGCUCCUCUCCACCACUGCCACUCAGUGGGAUCUGGUAUGCGACAACAAAAAACUGAACCAGAGCCUGGCCACACUCUUCUUUGUGGGAGUCACUAUUGGUGCAGUAUUAUUUGGCAACUUGUCAGAUAAGUUUGGCCGCAAACCCAUGCUCCUGGUGUCAUUUGCGGCCACCGCUGUGCUUGGCACCGUGUCCGCCUUCUCUGUCUCCUACACUAUGUUCGCCGUAAUCAGGACUCUCUGUGGAGUGGCUCUGACUGGAAUGACCAUCACCACCCUGGCUCUAAGUAUAGAGUGGACAGACAUCAAGCACCGAACUUUUACCGGCACCAUCAUGGGCCUAUCCUGGAGCGUUGGCAACAUGCUGCUGGCCCUACUGGCCUACUUCAUCAGAGACUGGAGGCAGCUCAUGCUUGUCGUCACAUCCCCCUGCCUAGCGGCCAUCAUUGCUUGGUGGUGGAUCCCUGAGUCUGCAAGAUGGCUGCUGGCCAAUGGGAAAGUGGAGAAAGCCCACACAUACCUGUCCCAGUGUGCAAAAAUGAACAGAAAGUAUGGUUACUCCACCACUUUUGACACAGAGGUUCUGAGAAAGGUAGCCGAAUCCGAGGACUCCAGCAAAAACUACUCCUAUUUGGAUCUAGUGAAGACGCCCAAAUUGAGGAAACUCACCUUUUGCUCAGGGAUCGUCUGGUUUGCAGUUGCUUUCACGUACUACGGGAUCAGCUUCAGAAUCACGGGUUUUGGUUUCAACAUGUACCUCACGCAUUUUGUGUACGCGGCCAUUGAAAUUCCAGCCAAGGUGGGGACAUACUUCGCCCUUGAUCGUAUUGGUCGAAGGAACGGCCAGGCCUGGUCCCUCAUCAUUACUGGGGUCAUGAUUGGAAUAAACACAGUCAUACCCACAGAGUACGCCCUGGUCCGAACAUUGGUGGCAGUUCUUGGUAAGGGCUUCUCCGAGGCAGCCUUCACCACAGCCUUCCUGUACACAGCUGAGCUUUACCCAACUGUCAUUAGGCAGUGUGGUCUUGGGUACACCUCAUUCAUCGGUCGGAUAGGAAGCUCCAUGGCUCCGCUUGUGAUGCUCCUGGAAGAUACCUGGGUCUUCACCCCUCCUGUGAUAUUUGCCCUGGUUGCAAUUUUUAGUGGGUGUGUCACGUUCCUGCUCACAGAGACACUGAAUGUGCGACUCCCAGAGACAAUACAGGACGUUGAGGAGGAAAGGCAUAAAGGUGCCCAUGAAAGCACACCUGCUAAUAUUGAACUAAGUGAGAUCCAGGGAAGACCACCGAUGUGA
Molecule: messenger RNA, 1635 nt
Organism: Megalops cyprinoides (Indo-Pacific tarpon)
Lineage: Eukaryota; Metazoa; Chordata; Actinopteri; Elopiformes; Megalopidae
Product: solute carrier family 22 member 7-like
Exons: 10
Coding region: 1-1635 (544 amino acids)
Biological process (GO): transmembrane transport
Molecular function (GO): transmembrane transporter activity
Source: RefSeq, a predicted model, not a curated record